This is a messenger RNA of Candidula unifasciata, 1434 nucleotides long. The record is from the annotation of a GenBank genome assembly. Lineage: Eukaryota; Metazoa; Mollusca; Gastropoda; Stylommatophora; Geomitridae.
AUGGCGUUGAGGUUAACAGCAAAGGUUUUCGAAAAGCGGUUCUGCCGAUUUUGUCAGGCCGCAAAAAAAUUUAACCGAGCGGCAUAUAGCACAACCACUGAUCCGACCCAGGAUGCAGAAUACUCAGAUAUUGUCAUCUCUGGGGGUGGUAUGGUUGGUGCAGCUAUGGCGUGUGCAUUAGCAAAUAAUAAGUUCCUGAAGGACAAAAAAAUUGUCCUGUUAGAGUCACAACGAGACACUGGAGAUUUUGUAUUGCCUGAAAAAUACAGCAAUCGGACAUGUGCGUUGAGUCCAGCCACCAUUCGUUUACUUGAUAGUUUUGGAGCCUGGAAGGAAAUUGAGGCAAUGAGAUGUCAUCCAGUUCUCAGAAUGCAGGUUUGGGAGUCAUGUUCAGAUGCCCUCAUAACUUUCAGCAAUCCAGACAUGACCGAAAGUUUGGCCCACAUUGUAGAAAAUGAUGUGAUUCUGGCAGGCAUCAUGAAAGCUCUCAAAGCCGUGAAAAACAGAGUCGAUGUUCGCUAUGAGUCAAAGGCUGUUUCUUACAAAAUUCCAGAAGGUCACGAUCCUCCAGAACAGAAACAACCCUUUGUGGAGAUGAUCUUGAAUGAUAAUAAAGUGCUUAGAACAAGAUUAUUGAUCGGAGCUGACGGAAUGAAUUCUGAAGUCCGCAAGGCAGCAAAGUUUCACACAAUCAGGAGAGAUUACGGACAGAGUGCUGUUGUUGCAACUCUGGUACUGGCAGAUGGACCUGCGAAUAACACGGCCUGGCAGAGGUUUUUACCGAAAGGGCCUAUAGCUUUUUUACCGCUGAGUGACAAAUUAUCUUCUCUUGUAUGGACGACCACUCCAGAGGAUGCCAAACAUUUACUCCAGAUACCAAGGGAAAGUUUUGUAGAUGCAGUCAAUGAUGCUCUGUGGAAUGACCGGGACAAAAAUGCUUUUGCAGGUCAAGUUUUUGAUUUUUACAAAAAUCUUCUUCGUACAGUAUUGCCAGGGGAAUCAAACACAAUCCGUCAGCUACCGCCAACGGUAAUGGAUGUGCAAGAAGGUUCAAGGGCAGCUUUCCCGCUGACACUCAUUCAUGCUUCCCAUUAUGUGAAACCACGGGUAGCUCUUGUUGGUGAUGCUGGGCACAGACUACACCCACUAGCAGGUCAAGGGGUCAACCUGGGUUUCGGAGAUGUUCAGUGUCUCUCAGACAUCUUGGGCCGGGCAGCAUACAAUGGUUCAGAUCUGGGCUCCUUGCCUCAUCUGCUGCAGUAUGAGACAGAGAGGCAGCGACACAACGUCCCAGUGAUGGUGGCCAUUGAUGGCCUGCAGCGAUUAUAUUGCAACCAGUUCACUCCCUUUGUGGUUUUACGCAACCUGGGACUACACACCGUGCAGUCUUUGCCAUUUUUGAAGAAUGCAAUCAUUAACCAGGCUUCAGUGUGA